This is a messenger RNA of Somion occarium, 1247 nucleotides long. The record is from the annotation of a GenBank genome assembly. Lineage: Eukaryota; Fungi; Basidiomycota; Agaricomycetes; Polyporales; Cerrenaceae.
UAAACGACUGUUUGGGAGGAACAGACAAAGGCGCCUGUCUAACCAAUACCACCACUACGCUUGACUUUUGUUCUUUAUUCGCAACCUCUAUCGCGUCUGCACAACAUGGGUCGACUCGCGGAGAUGCAAAGGAAGCUCUUGGAGCAAAUGAUGGGUCCAGAGGCAAUGGGUGUUGCGAAUGCCAACCUAGUCUGGUCCGACGAGAAAGUUUGCAGGAACUUCCUCUGUGGUACAUGUCCGCACACGCUAUUCACCAAUACUAAAAUGGACCUUGGUGCUUGCCCUAAGUCGCACACUGAAAGACUCAAGACAGAGUUCCUCGAGGCGCGAGAAAAGGACCCCAACAACCCUAUAUUUCACAAGUUCCAGAUGGAAUACGAAGCCAACAUCUUUGCAUUCGUUGACGAGUGUGAUCGCAGGAUUCGCUCAGCGCAUAGGAGGCUAGAGAAGACACCUGAGGAGAAUGCGAAGACAACGAACUUGAUGAGGGAAAUCGCCGAAAUCGAGCUUGCCAUCCAAGGUGGCACUGAGAAGAUUGAGACGCUUGGUGAGCAAGGAAAGGUGGAUGAGUCAAUGAGAGAGAUGGCGGCUAUCGAGGCGUUGAAGAGCGAGAAGGCGGAUAAGGAGCGUGAGUUGCAACAACUCACAGAUACCUCAGGUGCCUCGGGGCAUCAGAAGCUUCGUGUUUGCGACGUCUGUGGCGCAUAUCUCUCAGUGCUCGACUCCGAUCGACGACUCGCAGACCACUUCGGUGGUAAGAUGCAUCUGGGUUAUCACGAGCUGCGUAAUAUGCUUUCCAAAUUCAAGGAGGAGCGUGAUAAGCGCAAGAUGGGCCCUCCAUCGACUGUACCGUCGACUGCACCAGCAGGUGCUGGAGGCGGUAUACCUGCCCCAGGUGGACCUCCUCCCAGAGGUGGUGAACGCGACUUCCGAGACCGCGACAGAGGUUAUGAUCGUCAUUCGGCUCGUUAUGAUGAUCGACGAAGAGACCGGGAUCGUUCACGCUCUCCACGUGGGCGGCGAUACUAGCCUGCCUGAGUCCUUUCAUUAUACCGCACUGUAAUGUAAUCUUUCUCUGGUGUUCUUUUUGCUCUAGUCUUUGUACUGUAGUGUUGCCGCGCACUGUUGGUUCGCGAUUCGACCUGUGUAUGGUGUACUGUCCAAGUCAUCCUCAACUGGGCCAUCAGUAUUUACUAUGUACGCCAUCUUUCCUUCGUUAAUGAGAAGAGACCCUUCUUGAUCACCUG